UCUUUCUCUUUAUCUAUCUGUCCCACUGUGCUGCUUUUUUGGCUCCUACAAACAGGGGGAGAAUGACAUCCUACACAGACAAAGGGGAGAAGCCUGAGAAAGGACAGUUCCUGCACUUCCAUUCGCUGACGUUCUGGGUGGGGAAUGCCAAGCAGGCAGCGAUCGUUUUACUGCAAUAAGAUGGAGCUUUGAAGGAGUGGCCUACAAGGAGCUUGAGAGCCGACAGCCGUGAGGUGGUCUCCCCACGUCAUCAAGCAGGUACAAGAUUAUAUUUGUCUUCUCCUCGGCUCUCAACCCAGGAAAUCAAGAAAUGGGCGCGCACUUAGUGGAACAUGGAGAUGGGGUCCGAGACAUUGCCUUUGAAGUGAAGGACUGCAAUUUCAUUGUGCAGAAAGCCAGAGAGCGGGGAGCCGUGGUAGUAAAAGAGCCGUGGGUAGAGGAAGACAAGUUUGGGAAGGUGAAAUUUGCAGUCAUUCAGACGUAUGGAGACACCACCCAUACCCUGAUUGAGAAACUGGACUACAAAGGCCUUUUCCUGCCUGGUUUUGAGCCACCUCUCUUCAAGGACCCGCUGCUGAAAAGCCUGCCGCCUGGAGGGUUGAAGUUCAUUGACCAUGUCGUGGGGAACCAACCUGAUCAUGAGAUGGUCCCAGUGGCAGAAUGGUACCAAAAAAACCUUCUGUUUCACCGCUUCUGGUCUGUGGACGAUAAACAGUUGCACACAGCGUUCAGUGCUCUGCGGUCGAUUGUGGUGGCCAAUUAUGAAGAAACCAUUAAAAUGCCCAUUAAUGAGCCUGCUCUGGGGAAGAAGAAGUCUCAGAUCCAGGAAUAUGUUGAUUAUUAUGGAGGCCCCGGAGUCCAGCACAUCGCUUUGAAUACCUCGGACAUUAUUUCUUCAAUCGUGAAUUUGAAGAAGAGGGGCAUGGAAUUUAUGUCCGUCCCCUCCUCCUACUACCAGCAACUCCGGAAGAAGCUGGAAUCGGCCAAGAUUAAGGUGAAAGAGAACAUUGAUAAACUGCAGGAACUCAAAAUCCUGGUAGACUUUGAUGAGAAAGGAUACUUGCUCCAGAUCUUUACUAAACCUGUUCAGGACAGACCAACUGUUUUUCUCGAAGUCAUACAGCGUCACAACCACCAGGGAUUUGGUGCUGGAAACUUCAAGUCUUUGUUUGAAGCUAUUGAAGCAGACCAGGAUGCCCGGGGAAAUCUCACCGUCUUGACGCCCAGUGGAGAAUCAGAGUUCAUGUAAUGCUCAGCAGUGAAAGGGCAGUGACAGAAAUACAAUUUAAAAAUGAAAUGCCGUAGCAGAGGGUUCAGAGAAAUUUCUCCCAACAACAGCUAGAGUCAUCGAGAGAUUCCUUCCACCAUCUUCCAAAUAAUAAGAGUUAGUACAGUCUUUCAGGGUUAGCUGGUAGGCACAUGUAAUUCAUUCUGGGCCCACCCUAGAGCAGUUUUACAUCUGGAAAUACACAUUUGACUCCUCCACCUCUUCCCAUUACUGCAGAAACAUGAAUAGAGGAAGAGGACCUUUGCCUCCCAAACUGCUUGAAUUGUAUUACAUUGUGGAUAUUUUUCAAGAGAGGCAAACCUGUAUGAAAGACAGGAGCUGAGAACCCGACGAGGCCAUUUACACAGGGAGCCCUGAUAAUCUGUACGCAGGCCCUGACCUUGGCAGACUGGUCCUGCCAUCAAAUUGGUGAUCUUCCUGCAACAGGUUUUGAUCGGGGAAGUCAGUUCAGAGUAAAUAUGGCAGUUUUGCAAAGUUAUGGAACUCGGAACAAUUUCUUUCUUUCUUUGUUGAAUAAAAAGGAUUCAAAGCAUGGGA
Molecule: messenger RNA, 1825 nt
Organism: Sphaerodactylus townsendi
Lineage: Eukaryota; Metazoa; Chordata; Lepidosauria; Squamata; Sphaerodactylidae
Gene: HPD
Product: 4-hydroxyphenylpyruvate dioxygenase
Exons: 14
Coding region: 311-1249 (312 amino acids)
Biological process (GO): L-tyrosine catabolic process
Cellular component (GO): Golgi membrane; endoplasmic reticulum membrane
Molecular function (GO): 4-hydroxyphenylpyruvate dioxygenase activity
Source: RefSeq, a predicted model, not a curated record